AUGAACACAAAACACAACCUCGGACCGCACCUAACCUGGCUCCGACGGGAACGUCCGCAGAUUCCGCCGCCGCGCACCACCACCGCUGCCGCCGCACCCAUAGCGCUACUGCCCCCGGUGCUGACCGCUGAGGAGAAGAAGGGCCUGCAGAGAAGGAAGAAGCAGCAGGAGGAGGAGCUGGACAGAGACGCACAGGAGCAACUGGAAGAGCAGGAGCAACUGGAAGAGCAGGAGCAACUGGAAGAGCAGGAGGAGAUGGCGAGGCUGCAGAUGGAGCAGGUGAGGAGGAAGAGGCUCACGGCGGGGAGGAAGGCUGGGACGUCGACGCCGACGGGGACGCAGGUGCCUAGGACGGCGGCAGCAACGGCGGCGAGAACUCCGGGGUUGAGUGCGAAUAACGCACCAUCCUCCUCCUCCUCCUCCCGCCCACCGUCGACAGCACGCCCGCCGCCACAGCCAAAACACGUACUAAUGGACAUCGACACCAUCGACCUCACACUCGACGACAACGAGCCCGUCUACAUCGGCCGCACCCCCACCACCGUCAAGCCCACCACCACCGCCAGCGCCGCCGCACCACAGAAAAUACCUGCCCCCACACCACUACCAGGCACGCAGCGGACAGUACCACCACUGACGUCGACAUCGACGCCGCUGUUCAGAUACGACGAAGCCAUGGACGGCGGCAGCAGCUCCAGCAGACAGCCCUCCCCCGUCCGCCGCACAACGAAUAAACGCAGCUCACUGGAGUUUGAGGACGGAAACCCCCAGCACGGGGUCCCGUCGAAAUCGCCGCGCACGCAGAGGCGCUCGACGCCGGAGAGGAGGCAGGGUGCGGUGGAGGUGAUGGAGGUGCCGUCGGACCCGCCGCCGCCGUAUGAGAGGAGUGUGGAGAUGGGUGGUGGCGAGCUGGACUAUCCGGACUUGUCGCAGGUGAUGCAGCCGGUGUUGAAGCCCGUGACUGCGUCUGUGCCCGCUGCUACCACCUCGAGUAGGAGGAGGGGGGCAGGCGUGGAGGAGCAGCAGGUAACGACGAGGGUGGGGAAGCUGCGGAAGUCAAAAUCUUGUGGUGCGCGCAAUGGGACUAUCGAGAUCACAGAGGAGCAGGAGGAGGAGGUGGUCCGUAAGAAGAGAAGAACCGUCAAGAUCACAAGGGACCUGACACAGGGCGAGACAUGGCCGCCAAAACCGACCAUCUCCGAGAGCGAGCGGCUGAAAAAGACUCGCGCUGAUAACACAAAGUCCCCGUCAAAGAGGAGAAUGAGACGGGUGGUCCCCAGCUCGGAUCAAGAGGACUCGGACGGAGCACUGUCGAUCGAGGAGCCCGACGAGGAUGAUCAUGGAAUGGGACGGAAUAUGGAUACUAGACUCGACGAGAUUGCGCUUCUCGAGGUCGAGGGAGGCGGGGACGAACAGCCCUCGCCGCCGUUUGAGCCGGAAGCAGAUGACGAUGAAGACUAUGGCGCCUCAGACCUGGACCUCACGGAAGCCAUCGCACAAGCCGACUCAUCCAGCCGCGGCCCCGCAUCCUCAAUCCCCCCCCCAAUCCCCCCGCACACACAAGACCGCCGCCGGCCCCAUCCUCCGCGCGACGAAGCAUCACCGCUCCAGCGCGACAGCCCCACAAAGCUCUCCGGCGUCCCAAAACGCACAGCAAUCCCGCCAACCCCGCGCUCAGACCGAACCAAGAAGAAGGCCCGCACGGGCACCGCAACCGGCACCGACAGUACCGACAACGACGACGGCCUCGCCGGCUACGACCUGGACAAGCUAAAGAAGAUGCUCCCGGAGGCUACGCGGCUGAGUUAUGCCAAGAUGGAGGAGGUGUCGGACUAUAACGCCGACGGCGCGAUGCCGCCGAUGGCGCUCGUGCAGGAGUCGGCGGCGCUCAGGAGGAGGGUGAAGGCGCUUGAGGCGCGCAUUAAGGCGCUGGAGGCGGCAGGGGGAGAAAGGGGGACGAGUGUGUGUGUUGAGGCGACGCAGCCGGUGGUGCCAGAGACGCCGACGAGGAGGCGCGCGGCGUCGCAGGUUGUCAGGCAGACGCAGUAUGUGCCCAGUAGCCCUACUAUCAGACGGCAGGAGGAGGAAGAAGGGGUCGAGGACGACGACGACCGCGAUAUGUCGCUGAUGGAGGCGUGGGCGUCGCCGAGGAGGCUGCAGAGGGCGGCGAAGAGGGAUGCGUUUAUUAUUGGGAUGGGGUCGCCGCCGCCGCCGCCGAGCCCGUCGGCGUGGGAGUCGCCGAAGAGGAGUAGGAGGUCGCCGGUGAAGAGGGGCGGGUAUGAGGACUCUGAUGUGCCGCCGGAGCCGGCGCUGCAGAGCGAUGGGAGCGAUUAUGGCGAGGACUUUGAUGUGGAGGAGAUGGUGGAGGAGGAGCAGCAGCAGGUGUUGGCAACGUUUAGUCGCCAGGAAAGGACGGUGACGGGUUUUAAGGGGAAGAUGGCGGCGGGAUUCAGUACCUCGACGAGUAGCAGACAGGAACAUCACCAUCACCAGCAGCAGCAGAGUUUUGGGAACACGGUCAGUAGUUAUAUGAAGCCGGCCAAAAAGACGCCCUCACACAGGCUCAGCGAGAUUGUCAUCAGCGACGACGAUGAUGAUGAUGAAAUCCAGCUCGUCCAGGCCCAGAAGAGCACAUCAUCAAAAACCGCCGCAAAGCCACGAGCACCGCUCACAAGAACAUCCGGCAACUCCCCGCCCGAGCCCCGCACAAUCAACAACGUCCUCGGCCGCUCCACCACCACCCAGCAGCAGCAGCAGCAGCAGCAGCCCUGCAGCAGCAACCAGACACCGCAAAAGUCCCAGAUCGCCCCCGCAGGCCCCCACGCCCGCCUGCAUGUCCAGCGCGCCGCCACAAUCGACAUGAGCAGCCCGGCCAUGCGGCACCCGUGGUCGCGCGACGUCGCGGACCAGCUCCGCCGCAGAUUCAACCUCAAGGGCUUCCGCAACAACCAGCUGGAGGCCAUCAACGCCACGCUCUCGGGCAAGGACGUGUUCGUGCUCAUGCCCACGGGCGGCGGAAAGUCGCUCAUAUACCAGCUGCCCGCCGUCAUCAGCUCCGGCAAGACGCGCGGCGUCACGGUCGUGGUGUCGCCGCUGCUGUCGCUCAUGCAGGACCAGGUCGACCAUCUGCAGAGGCUCAAUGUCAUGGCGUUCUACAUCAAUGGCGAGAUCAGUGAGAUGCAGAGGGGCGUGCUGUAUGAUUCGCUCUACCACCAGGAUGUGGAGGAGAUGAUACAGCUGCUCUAUAUCACCCCGGAGAUGAUCGCGAAGAGCGACAAGAUGGUGAAUACGCUGGUGCACCUGCACCGCCGCGGGAAGCUGGCGCGCGUGGUCAUUGAUGAGGCGCACUGUGUCUCGCAGUGGGGGCACGACUUUAGGCCCGACUACAAGUCGCUCGGACAGCUGAGGGACAAGUUUCCGGAUGUGCCGUGGAUCGCGCUGACGGCGACGGCGACGAAGAAGGUGCAGAUGGACGUCACGGCGAACCUGCGCAUGCCGCGCUGCGAGGCGUUUCAGCAGAGCUUCAACCGCCCCAACCUCCACUACCAGGUGCUGCAGAAGGGGAAGGACAUACUGGACAGGAUUGUCGACAUCUGUAGGCAGCCCAAGUAUGCGAAUAAGACGGGAAUCGUGUAUUGCCUCUCGCGCGCCAACUGCGAGCAGACCGCGGAGAAGCUGCGCGCCCGUGGCAUAAAGGCGCAGCAUUUCCAUGCGGGCCUGGCGGCGGAGGAGAAGGUGAGGCUGCAGAAGGGGUGGCAGGCAAGGCAGUUUAAUGUCAUUGUGGCGACUAUCGCCUUUGGUAUGGGUAUUGAUAAGCCCGACGUGCGCUUCGUGAUCCACUACACUGUCCCCAAGAGCCUCGAGGGGUACUACCAGGAGACGGGCCGCGCAGGCAGAGACGGCCUCCCCAGCGGCUGCUUCCUCUUCUACAACUACGGCGACACGGGGACGCUGUACCGCAUGAUCAAGGACGGCGACGGCAAUGCGGACCAGAAGCGGCGCCAGAUUGAGAUGCUGCAGAUGGUGGUGCAGUACUGCGAGAAUAAGGCCGAGUGCCGCCGCGUGCAGGUGCUGCGCUACUUUGGCGAGAACUUCCCGGAGGACCAGUGUGACCGCGGCUGCGACAAUUGCUGCUCGGGCAUCGAGUAUGAGGAUGUGGAUGUCACGGACAUGGCGGUCGCUGCGCUGAGUGUGGUGUCGCAGCUGAACGAGAAGACGCUGCUGUACUGUAUUGAUGUGUUCCGCGGCAGCGCGAGUAGGGCGCAUAAGGAUAGUGGGAGCCAUGAGCUAGCGGGAUAUGGCGCGGGGAAGAAGUGGGAUAGAAGUGAUUGUGAGAGGCUGUUUCAUUAUCUGGUCCAGAUUGGAGCCGUCACGGAGGAGCAUGUGCAGAAUAAGGCCGGGUUCUAUGUCAGCCAUGUCUACUUGAACAACGCAAAAGCAAACCCGAUCCUCCAGGGCCGCCGUGCAAUCUCGAUGGCCUUCCCCAAGAAGGCCGCCGCCGCGGCAGCAAAGCGGACAGCAUCAAGCCACACGACGGCCUCGGCGCUCGAGGUCCAGAGCAUCCGCAGCCGCUACCAGUUCAAGGAGAACGUGACGAAAGUGCAGCGCACCCGCCACUACGAAGCCGAAGCCGAAGAGGAAGAGGAGGAAUUUGGCGCCGGCGGUAGCGAAUAUGAGCUUGACGGGUUUGUGAUCAAUGACGACGACGAAGAAGAGGAGGACGAUGAGCAGCCUGACAGCCUCGGAUUCAUGCCUGUGCGCCAGGGGGGGAGCAAGAAGCGCUUCUCGGGGCAGAAGAAGAAGAAGAUGGGAAAGCCGAUCACGGGGGAUCCGGAGCUCGAGGGGUAUGAUUCGUAUGCGCUGGACAUCAUGGAGCGCUUUGUGGCGGACGCAAAGAAGCUGCGGCAGAAGAUCAUGGAGCGGAAACAGCUCGAGAGGAUUGAGAGCGUCUUUACGGACAAGGUCCUACGAACCAUUGGCCUGCGCCUCCCACGAACACUCGACGAGCUCCGCGCAAUCCCAAACAUCGCAACCGACAAAGCCGACCGCUUCGGCGCCUCCUUCCUCAAGAUCACCGCGCCGCUGCGCGAGGAACGCGAAACAAAUAUGCAGGGCGCAGACCUAUCGCAAGUGCCCGCGCCCGCGCAUGUCACCACCGACGACGACAACGGCAGCGAGUACGACGAAGACGAAGACGACGGCGACGGCGAUGGCGGCGGCGGCGGCGGAGAUGAGAUCGGCGCGGAGACGGGCGAUAGGUCGGGAUACUUUGCGGCGCAGAGCGAGUACUUUAAUCCGCCGAAGAUGUCGCAGGCGCAGCAGGCGAUGAUGGAGCAGUGCGGGGGCGGGGCGAGGCCGAGGAAGAAGGGGUUUGGGGGGAGGGGCGGGAGGAGGAGGAGUGGUGGCCCGCAGAGGAAGCAGGCGGGUGCGGCGAAGAAGAGCUCUGGUGGAGCGUCCCAGGCGGGUGGGAGUAGGGGUGCGAGUAGGGGUGGGAGUAGGGGUGGGAGGAGCGGGGGGAGUGGUGGGGGGAGUAGUAGGGGUGGAAGUGGGGGUUGGGGUGGAGGUGGAGGCGCCUUUGGUGGCGGCGGCGGCGACGGGGCUUCGAGGAUUAGACAGAUGUCGUAG
Molecule: messenger RNA, 5625 nt
Organism: Morchella importuna
Lineage: Eukaryota; Fungi; Ascomycota; Pezizomycetes; Pezizales; Morchellaceae
Exons: 5
Coding region: 1-5625 (1874 amino acids)
Biological process (GO): double-strand break repair via homologous recombination; DNA replication
Cellular component (GO): nucleus; chromosome; cytoplasm
Molecular function (GO): nucleic acid binding; ATP binding; four-way junction helicase activity
Source: RefSeq, a predicted model, not a curated record